Molecule: messenger RNA, 1374 nt
Organism: Kazachstania africana CBS 2517
Lineage: Eukaryota; Fungi; Ascomycota; Saccharomycetes; Saccharomycetales; Saccharomycetaceae
Product: putative methyltransferase
Exons: 1
Coding region: 1-1374 (457 amino acids)
Biological process (GO): DNA damage response
Cellular component (GO): nucleus; cytoplasm
Molecular function (GO): phosphatase activity
Source: RefSeq, a predicted model, not a curated record
AUGACUGCCUCAUUACCACGUCGUUUUUUGACCAGCGAUCAAGGCACAUUUGGUGCUUAUACCGCAUCCGUCCGUUGGCCUAUCAUUGUCCAGAAUAUUAUCGAUGAUCUUUUGAAAGAAGUUGAUACUUUAAAUGACGACGAGAUUAUAAAUCAAGGUAAAAUAAUUGAAGAGCAAUUAGCUGCCUUUCGUUUGGAGAUUAUAAACGAUGCUAAAUUAAGAAAAUUUACUGCUGAAGAAUGUGAAAUUGCAUCUGUGCCAUUAACCUUCAACAAGUACUUAGAUGAACAUUCAGGUGCUACUUGGUUAAAUGCUGAAUGGCUCUUCACUGAAAUCUACCUGUACAGAAGAGUCAAUGUAAUCUUCAGGUUACAAUCGAGCAAGCAUUGGAAGUCAUUCGACUGUUUCAAUGGAUUAAAACAGUCAACCUUCCAAGCUUCCUGCCACGGGGUUGCAGAAUUAGCCAUAAGAUAUCAGAAUUUAUUACCACAAUUAGAAAAGAGCAACCAUGAUGAAGAAGUUUUAAAGUUACUAUUCCAGGAAUUCAUCGAAAUAUCAUUGUGGGGCAAUGCUACCGAUCUCUCUUUAUUAACGAAUGCCACUCUAGAAGAUAUCAAAUCUAUCCAAGGUCAAAAGGCAAGGGAAGAAUCGGAAUCCAAGAUUUUAAUCAAUGACACUGAAAAGGCCUGGAAUCAACUUAUCAAGAGUGGCAAUAAAAGUGGAAAACGUGUCGAUUUUGUAUUAGAUAACUCCGGUUUCGAACUUUAUGCCGAUUUGAUGUUAGCUGCUUUCCUAUUACAGUCAAAAUUAGCUUCUGAAUGUGUCUUCCAUGCUAAGGAUACGCCAUACAUGGUGAGUGACACAAUGAUUAAAGAUUUCUUCAUCCUAUUAAAUGAUUUAACAGAUCCAUCAUUCUUCUCUAUCAGCGACAAGAACUCAACUGAAUCAAAGGCUUUAAAUUCAUUUGCCUCCGAUAUCAGGGCUUUUUAUGAUAAAGAAAUGAUCACUUUUGAAGAUUCUGAAUUCUGGACGACGGACCUUGAUUAUUGGAACAUUGAUGGCGAUAGUCCAAUUCUUAAGGAAUUACAGAAAUCCGAUUUAGUGAUUUUCAAAGGUGACUUGAAUUACAGAAAAUUAACAGGUGAUAGAACGUGGUCUCGUACUACCCCAUGGGCUCAAGCUAUUGGUCCAUUAUCUUCCAACGGCGUCGUCUCGUUGAGUCUAAGAACCUGUAAAGCUGACGUUCAAGUCGGCUUACCAGCCGGCCUUGAUGAAAAUUUGACCAAGCAAUGGGAAGUUGAUCAUCCAGGUCAAGGCUCAUGGUGGACGUGUAGCGGUAAAUGGGCUGUUAUUUGCUUUGCAGCUUCUCACUAA